This is a messenger RNA of Vitis riparia (riverbank grape), 3086 nucleotides long. RefSeq names its product protein PHOX4. Lineage: Eukaryota; Viridiplantae; Streptophyta; Magnoliopsida; Vitales; Vitaceae. The coding region runs from base 386 to 2581 and encodes 731 amino acids. The transcript has 3 exons. The record is from RefSeq and is a predicted model, not a curated record. Gene Ontology annotation, molecular function: protein binding.
UUCUGUAAAGGACGCCAUUGAUGAGUCCUUUCCGCGUUUCCAUUCAAAACCCUAAUUUUUCUUCUUUUUCAUAUUAAUUUCCUCAUUAUUAUAUCUACAGAUACAGCGAUAAAAUCAUAUUUUAUUAUUUUAAUCAGGGUUUAUUAUCUGUAUUGCGUUUAAUUGGUAUUUCUUCUUCUCUGUAUUACGUUUGAUCCGAAUUUUUAAUUUUUUUUUCUCAAAUUAGGGUUUCUGGGUUUGAAUUUUUUGUUGUGUUCCCUCAGAAGAACAUCGAUUUUUUUUAUUUUUUAUUGGGUAAUUCCUGGGAUUUGUGAAGUGGGUUGUGUGUGUAAGCCUUGAUUUUUGGUUUUUUUUUUUCGUUGUUAUUGUUGUUGUUUGAUUAUCGAUGGGGAAGCCCACUGGGAAGAAGAAGACUCCGGGGCCGUCGAAACCGGGCGACGCCAGCGCGAAGCACGGAAAAACGACGGCCUUUGAUGAGGACACGGCUGUCUUCAUAACAAUGUCUCAGGAAUUGAAAGAAGAAGGUAACAAGCUGUUUCAAAAGCGCGACCAUGAAGGGGCGAUGUUGAAGUAUGAAAAAGCCCUAAAGUUGCUUCCCAAAAACCAUAUUGAUAUUGCCUAUUUGAGGUCUAACAUGGCCUCUUGCUAUAUGCAAAUGGGCAUUGGGGAGUACCCACGAGCAAUAAACCAAUGCAAUUUGGCGAUUGAGGUCUCCCCAAAAUACAGUAAGGCGCUUUUGAAGCGUGCUAAGUGUUAUGAGGCUCUGAAUAGACUUGAUUUAGCAUUGAAGGAUGUUAACGGUAUUCUGAGUAUUGAAUCUAAUAAUCUUGCUGCGUUGGAGAUCGCAGACAGGGUUAAAAAGGCCAUAGAGGAAAAGGGUAUCAAGGUAGAUGAUAAGGAAAUUGUUAUGGCUGCGGAGUAUACCGAGUCACCUCCCUAUAAGGCUGUAAAACAGAAGACUAAGAAGAAGAAGAGUAACAAAACUGAGGUGAAGAAACUGCUGGAUAAGGCAGUUGUGAAACCGGUGGAUAAGGCAGUUGUGAAACCGGUAGAUAAGGCAGUUGUGGAGGAGAAUGUUGGUGUUGUUAAGGAGAAUGUUGAUGCUGUUAAGGAGAAGGCAGUGGCUCCAGAGACUGCUGAGGAAGAAGAAGUUGUUGUUUCAGAGAUUGUGAAGGAAGAAGAAGUGGUGACCGUGAGUAGGCCUGUGAAGUUGGUGUUCAAUGAGGAUAUAAGGUGGGCACAGUUACCGGUUAAUUGUAGCAUUCGAUUGGUGAGGGACAUAGUUCAAGACCGGUUUCCAAGCUUGAAGGGUAUUCUUGUAAAAUAUAGGGAUCAUGAAGGUGAUUUGGUUACAAUCACAACAAAUGAUGAGUUGAGAUUUGCGGAAGCUUCAGGUGAUCCACAGGGGUCUCUUAGAUUGUAUGUUGCAGAAGUUAGUCCAGAUCAUGAGCCGCUGUAUGAAGGAAUGGAGAAUGAGGAGGAGGUGUACAAUCAUGAUAGGAGAGGAAUUCAUGUUAAGGAGAAUGGAAAUGUGGAGAAAGGUGGAGACAUGGAAAAUGGGUUCUCGUGUAUUGAUGACUGGAUAGUACAGUUUGCACGGUUGUUCAAGAACUAUGUUGGGUUCAAUUCUGAUUCAUACUUGGAUCUUCAUGAGCUUGGGAUGAAGCUGUACUCAGAGGCGAUGGAGGAUGCUGUUACAAGUGAAGAAGCCCAAGAACUUUUUGAAAUUGCUGCUGACAAGUUUCAAGAGAUGGCAGCUUUGGCCUUGUUCAAUUGGGGAAAUGUUCACAUGUCCAUGGCAAGAAAGAGGGUAUUCCUCACUGAAGAUGGAUCAAGGGAAUCUAUUAGUGCUCAGAUUAAAACUGCAUAUGAGUGGGCACAGAAAGAAUAUAUCAAGGCAAGUUUGAGGUAUGAAGAAGCUCUAAAAAUCAAACCCGACUUCUAUGAAGGUCAUCUUGCACUUGGGCAGCAGCAGUUUGAGCAAGCAAAACUUUCUUGGUAUUAUGCAAUUGGGUGCAAGAUUGAUUUAGAGUCAGGGCCUUCCAUGGAGGUCCUACAGCUGUAUAACAAGGCUGAGGACAGCAUGGAGAGGGGCAUGCUGAUGUGGGAGGAGAUGGAGGAGCGGCGUCUGAAUGGCCUCUCGAAAUUGGAUAAAUAUCAGGCCCAGUUGCAGAAAAUGGGUUUGGAUGCGCUAUUCAAAGAUAUAUCUGCCAGUGACGUUGCAGAGCAGGCUGCAAACAUGAAGUCACAGAUAUACCUCUUGUGGGGUACAUUGCUUUAUGAGCGUUCAAUUGUGGAAUUCAAGUUGGGGCUACUGUCGUGGGAAGAAUGUUUGGAGGUUGCAGUUGAAAAGUUUGAACUUGCUGGAGCUUCUCCAACUGAUAUAGCUGUUAUGAUAAAGAACCAUUGUUCCAAUGGAGCUGCACUGGAAGGUUUGGGAUUCGACAUUAAUGAGAUUGUACAAGCAUGGAAUGAAAUGUAUGAUGCUAAGAGGUGGCAGAUUGGUGUUCCAUCUUUUCGAUUGGAACCAUUGUUUCGUCGGCGGGUUCCAAAACUUCAUCAUAUCUUGGAGCAUAUUUGAGGUUCUCUGUUAGUUAUUGGCAAUUCUUACAAGGCAUUGAAGAAGAUCAUCAGUAUUAUCAUUUCAUCAUCCAAGAGCUACAGUAUCAGUGUUAAGAUAGGUCUUUUUUCUGCAUGGAUUAUUGUGUCUGUUUGAGUGUUGGCUUGGUACCUAGUCAGUGUCUUUUUGCUGCGAAGCUGCUAGUAUCAUAUUUUCUUUUGGGGAUUCUUUUGAGGACUACAGGAAGCAAGAUUUUUUAUUCUUUUCAAUUGGAUGGUUCACAGUUUGAGGUAUAGUUUUUUAAUGUUGGUUUUGGAUUUAGAGUGUAAUUGUGAUUGGGCUGCAAAGCCAGGUAUGCCAUUUUUUUUGCAUCUGUAGGGGAUUUUCCCUUGAAAGACUACAGGAAGCAGGAUUAUUUGCUUAUAAAUUACAAUUGCUCACAGUUUGAGAAUACAUGUAUUGGAUUUGUAAAUUCAGUUUGAAAAAUAAGUAGUGCAAUAUUACAAUGCUUGUUAUUCAGACUUGA